AUGUUAAGCUGUAGACCAGACGUUCUGGAGAGUCAGCUAGUGUCGGCUUUUAGGGCCGCCGCCGCUCUUCCCGAUGCCGAAUCAUUGGAUCUACGUCACCCAUCGCUGUCGCCGCUGGAGGAUGGACGCCACUCUCAGCAUCAGCACUCAGCGGAGCCCUCGACGCAUCACGCCGGACCCCUAGAACUGACUUCGGGUUAUUCGCGUAAACGUUCCCACCGCCAGUUGGAGUUGCCCAAUUUCUUCGCUUCUCCAACGCACCCGGAUACCGGUGGCCUUCUCGGUGAGCAAUCGUUGGUCGGCAACGACGGAGGACCACCCGAGGGACCUAGCUCCCGGAAGAAGUCCAAGUUCUCGGCCAACAGCUCAGCGGCGGCCGCAGCAGCAGCAGCUGCGGCAGCGGCCGUAGCCGCCAACUACUACGACAACGCAUAUCUUUCGUUCGAGAAGAGUCUCCGCGGAGCGUUCGGAGCGAAUGCGGAGGGUAUAGGAAGCUUGUCAUCGAUGCUCGAUGGUGGCCACCUGAAUCCUCUUCAGCUGGUCGAUCCUUAUCAGUCCAGUUCCCAUCAUCAUCAUCAACAGCAACACCACCAUCAGCAACAUCAUCCUCAUCAUUUGCUAAGUCCGAUCAACUAUACCCUAACGGCCGAAGCGAUCAAUCGCCGUAUACGCAGUACCCUUGGGUUGGAGUUGGAAACGGAGCAAAGCGCACGUGACCCUGGCUCGGACCGGGCUCCAUCGGCAAAGGAUUCUGCGGGUGAGUCGGGUGAGUGUUACGGGGCUGCUCCGGGUAGUCCGGAUUGGAUGCGGCGCAGUAUCGGUGGUCCAUCACAAUCCCUAAACGAUUCGACCGGUGCGUACGCACGAGAUAGUCCCCUCGGUACGGGUACGUCUUCUCCGGCUGCUUCUCAUCCUUCUGCUCCUCCUCCUCUGGGAUCGGGCUCUGGGUCAUACGGGGAGCACAAGUUUGGAGCCCAUUAUUCGCCCGUACCGCCAUCGGCGACCACCAUGAUGCACGAUGAUAACAACAAUGUGGAUAAGAAGCCCGCUUUUUCCGAGUGAGUGAAAGGAUACGGAGUGCCGUAGUACUGCGGCUUUUCAUAGCGAAGCUGCUGGUGUGCUUUAUAUAUCCCAGUUAAUUGAUAACACUAGAUACUGAGAUGUGUAGUGGAAUGGUGGUCGGACAUUUGGGACACGAAAUUUUAUCAACAAAAUGGCGAACGGUCACAUUUGGUAGUGUAGGGUAACCAGCCGGCAACUCCUUCGUAGGCCCGCAUCCUGUAUGGGAUCCACGGCUUCUAGGAUCGUUGUCAGAAGUGGUGCCCAAAGGGAGGGUUCUUUCGACAGGCGAGAAGCAAUUUAAGAUGUACUAUUCCUUCCGAAAUCUACGUAACCAUAGUAACGAACGUGCAGUGUAACGAAGUGUAACUUUGAAUUUUGACUGAAAACUGAGGCUGGUGGUACGAUUGCAAACAUUUUUUUGAAAAAUGCCUUCCUUUCGUGUAUGUGUACGUGUGUAUGUGUGCCGGUAUCGUUAAGCAGCUCAUUCGCUAGCCUUUGAUUUGAGUUCAUGACAAUCGUGACACGUUUUUCAUCAAAAUUAUACUCUCACGGUUUUUAUUUUUCAAUUAUUUAAAUCAUUGUUACUAAAAGAAGAAGACAGAUAAUUUUGUUAAAUCAUUCUCGAUGUAAAACAUUUUUGAAAAAAAAAUCUAACAUUCCCUUAAAUGGACUGUGCUAUACUAGUAUCAUAACAUAUUGCGUCAAACGUGCCCCCCAAUUCGGAGCUUAAGUUUUAAAAAAUGGAAACAAGCCUUUCGAUGUGAAGCAUAUAGGUGUAGCAGUGUAGAGAGACAGAAAGCGAAGAGAAGAGAGCACCAGGAAGGCGCUAGGAAAUUUACUGAUAAUUCCCACAACCCCUCCUCCCCCUCAUAUGAUAAUCAAAACGUAUAUAAACCGAGCAUGACUUUGACUAAACAGAAGUAAAACCCUUGGUGAUUAUUCUAGACUGAUUAGUAUACUAUACGAACGCGAAAGCAGUAUAUACACUCCAUCGGUAUCAUCGGCGCGAGACGCGAGCUAGGGCAGCAACGGAUGAGGCUUAUCUAAGGAUUUCAAUUCCGGGGAGCAUACCGGGGGUUUUGUAUCAUGAGGAGGAGUGGAAAUGGUGAAAAUUUUGAACACAUUGUGCACGUAGGUUGGCGAGUUUGCGGUUUGAGGCCACCAACCGUGUGGUUAGCGGGAGAGCUUCACACCUAUACCAGCAAUGAACCUAAUUGGACCCCAGAGAAUGGGAGCUGAGGAGUCGAAGAGAGAGAGAAAGAGAGGGUUAGACUCUGGGCCGACGGUUAAUCGUUUUGAGAUCCGGGUGAUCCGGGGAUCGAGACCGAGAACAAUGCAUAUUUGGAGCAGUGAAGUGAAGUUACUACUUCCAAUGACCGGUAAUAAAGUAUGUUAAACGAUUCUUCCAGUAUUUGUAUCGUAUCAUCCA
This is a messenger RNA of Anopheles aquasalis, 2491 nucleotides long. Its product is annotated as AT-rich interactive domain-containing protein 1B-like. The record is from RefSeq and is a predicted model, not a curated record. Lineage: Eukaryota; Metazoa; Arthropoda; Insecta; Diptera; Culicidae.